Gregarina niphandrodes is the source of this 2115-nucleotide messenger RNA. RefSeq lists its product as hypothetical. NCBI's taxonomy places the organism in Eukaryota, Apicomplexa, Conoidasida, Eugregarinorida, Gregarinidae. The coding region runs from base 1 to 2115 and encodes 704 amino acids. The record is from RefSeq and is a predicted model, not a curated record. The transcript is spliced from 2 exons.
AUGGCGUAUACAAGUCUGAAUGGUCAGCAGCUGAAUCGUCGGAUUGGGUUGAGGGAGCCUGAAAAGCCACCAAUGCCGGAGGUUUGGGAGAGCCGACCGCGUAGCACGAACCCUUUGUCUCUGGAUGAGAUUGGGGCUGAUCUGAAGAAGAAGAAUAUGAUGCCGGCUGGGCAGCCGUUGCGUGCAACUGUUUAUUGCACAACGCAGCCGGAGGAAGUUCGGCCACGGGGUGCUGUCCCUGAGGCUUACGAACAGAUAUGCCGCAGAAUGGGACUGCCCACGGAACACUUGGUAGAGGCCUUUGGGGCAGAAGGCUUCCGGGUAGACAAGUGCUUUAGCGCGUGGAAGGCGGGAACGGAUGUACUCGAGGUGUGGAAGGUGGACUUAUUCUUAUCCCCUUUCGAACCCCUCAUUAAAAUCUACUUCAGGAGACAUAAGACCAGCAGACUCCUUCUCCCAGACCUCUACCUACAGCCACUUACACACCCCAUGGCCGUAGACUGCUUCGCAGACUACCAAUGGCCCAACGGGGACAGGGAACUACUCGAUAUUCGACACACCAGCUGCGUCGUCGGCUCCUUCCGAAACGCGCGAGAACCAGUGCUCUUCGUCUGUGACAAUGAAACACGCCGCAGCUCUUUGAUCACGAUCUUGGCGGUGGUGACUGAGUUGGCUAAGAUCGAGCACGUGCGACGGCGAGAGAGGUUUGUGAGUCGUUCAAUGCCGACGACUAUUGGGCGGCAAGGCGACCCGGGUUACAGUGAAGAGUUGAAUGCGCAUUUUGCGGAAUUUCUGCACGAAGCCGCUUUGCGUCUGGGCACGAGUGCGGCGUGUGCCAAGUACUGGCGACGUUCUCGGCGUACGUGGGUAUUGACCUGGAGUGGGAAGAAGUAUGUGAAGAAACGUUAUUAUUUGACGAUCCAUCGAAACCAGCCGUUUUUGAUGACCUUGAAAAGUGAGACGAAGACGGGUUGCUUUACGGAGGAGUAUGACUACACGGCCCAUUCGAGUAGUCGUGCAUGUAACUCGGUCACCCAGAAGCACAGCUGGUCCUCCUUUAUGAAGUCAGAGCGGUUGGCCCCGCACCUGACCUUCGUGGACAACAUGCGGGACGACAAGCCGCGCACCUUCUUCUCAUUCGAGACGAGCGAAGACCUAAAGGACUUCCAACAAGUCAUCGCCACUCUCGGCUACAUACACCUCCGCAAGGAAGCCGGCGCUGAAGACACUUGGUCCUGUCCCCAGAGCUCCAGCACAGACCCAGCCAUGGAAAAAACCCAGUUGGGAGUUCCGGGAAACAACCAGCUGGCUGUUCCCGCGCAGGGGUCGUGUGGCCAGAUUUCCAGCAGCGUCUUGGUCAGCAACAACGUGGGGGACUCGAGUGGUGGGUCGCCGCAGUUCUACGAGGCGCCACCUCUCUACGUCUCGUCGGCCGGGGAGCCGGGUCAUGUUUUCACAGCCAGCUCGUUUAUUCCAAAUCCCGCCUCAACCGCAGUCGUGAACGCAGACGGCAUCCGUAUGGUCCCACGGCGGGCGCCCAAAGGUUCGCUCUUCGCCCCGCCGGCAGAGGAGGAGGAGGACACGCCCUUCUACAACUCUUAUGGGCUGACUACUGCGGUAUCUUCGACCACGUCAUCCCCUUCGACACCGGGCACUCCACGGGACAUGCACUCCUCGCCGCUCAAGAACACAACCGCGCCGAUGGCUGCUGGAAAGGUCGCCACUUUCCUCCCAUCCCUCGACUCCAGUGCCGAUCCCAAUGCUGGUCCAAACGGCCACCUCCUCAACGCCGUGGGCGCAAACGGACUGCGGAAGCAUCGAGUCCCGCUGGGCACUGUAGAAGCAGCCCCGCGGGAAACAGCUCCGGUGACCCGACUACCCGAAUCUCCGACCGCGCCAACGACUGGUAACGUGGGGGUUGGGGUCGUGCACACACGAAGACGGUGGCAAGAGAUCGUUAACUUCGGACCAGACGGACAGGUCAUAAGCGAAAAACAUGUGGACCUAGGCACCGAGUGCUGGCAAGAUGAUACCUUCUACGCACCCGUGACUAGAGCCACAUCCUCAAUGAAGAAAGAUCUGGACGCAUCGAGUGUCGAGUCGGACUACGACUAA